Molecule: messenger RNA, 2687 nt
Organism: Penaeus vannamei (Pacific white shrimp)
Lineage: Eukaryota; Metazoa; Arthropoda; Malacostraca; Decapoda; Penaeidae
Product: cytochrome P450 3A29
Molecular function (GO): heme binding; steroid hydroxylase activity; iron ion binding
Source: RefSeq, a predicted model, not a curated record
GCCGCAAGUAGUUGUGAUGGCAGUAUCACGUGAGGGGGGGUUGAGUGAGGGACUGCGGCUGGAGCGGUGCCUAGUGACUGGCACUCAACCCUGAACUACGGCCAGAUACGGCUUCUUGAGAGCAACAGCCCGGUUUCCACGAUGCGCGGCCCAAUUGAGGCACUGGCCUGGGUGUGGGCCAACCUAUCAGCUUGUACAUGGACGCUCUUGCUGUCCAGUGUGGUCCUAUACUUUUAUCGAUGGGUGAAAGAACGCCGUCAGUAUCACUCCAUAUUUUCAAAGAUGGGCGUUCCAUACGUAAAGCCUCACAUUCUAUACGGCAGCAACCACCAACUCCGCGGCAAAGGCAUCCUUCCCACUGAAGUUAUCGGUAAAUGGGUAAAACAAUACGGCAAAGUCUUCGGUUACUACAUCGGAUGGAAACCGACGCUUGUAGUAGCGGACCUGGACAUGCUCAAAGACAUUCUCAUUAAGGAAUUUCACAACUUUGCCAAUCGGCCCAAGCUCGUGAUCGAGGCCCAGCCCGUCGUGCACACUGUCGUAGGCCUACGUGACCAGCGGUGGAAGGACGUGCGCUCCAUCCUGGCCCCGACCUUCUCCAUGGUCAAGCUGAAGCACCUGGCCGGAAUAAUGAACGAAAAGGUGGACGAACUGCUAGGCAUCAUAGGCAAGAAGAGCAAGGCCGGGGAGCCAAUAGAGUGGUACUCGACCUACCAGGGCCUGACGCUGGAUGUGAUCAGCGAGUGCGCUCUCGCCAUGAAGACAACCUGCCAGAAAGACCAAGAAAAGAGCGAGUUCUUCAUGGCAGUGCGCUCCUUCCUCAAGAACGCGGUGAACCCGGCGAUUCUCAUGGCGCUGUACUUCCGAGGCUUCGGCAAAAUCCUGAGCUACAUCAGUAACAGAUUCGCGCUGUCGGGUCGCAUGACGCAGAUGAUCGUCAACCACCUGGAGACCGUGAUCAGCGUGCGGCGGAACGACCUGCAUUCCAAAAACGUCGACGUGCUGCAGUUGAUGCUGGAGGCAGCGGAAUCCCGCGUCGAUGCCGAUGGCGCCGCCGCGAACGGGGUGUCCAAAGGAAAGCCAAAGCACAAGCUUCUCUCCGACGAGGAAAUCAUCGCCAACGCCUGGGUCUUCCUGCUGGGGGGCUUUGAGACCACGGCCAACUCCCUCACGUACACCACGUACCUGCUGACACAACACCAAGAGGUACAGGACAAGGUCUACCAAGAACUCCUAGACGUGAUCAAGGAUCCAAACAUCAAUCUGACGUACGAACAAGUGCACAAGCUCACCUAUCUGGACCAAGUGUUUUCCGAGGCCUUGAGACUACACCCGCCCGUUGUCACCUUCAUUACAAGGGAGGCGGCUGAGGACAUGCAGAUUGGCGACGUCGUCAUCCCGAAGGACAUGGCUGUGCUCGUGCCCAUUUGGCUCCUCCAGCGAGACCCCGAGCAGUGGCCUGACCCAGAGAAAUUCGACCCCGAGAGAUUUUCUCCGGAAGCCAAGGCAAACAACACAAGACACCCUAUGUCUUAUAUACCCUUCGGAGCUGGUCCAAGAAACUGUGUUGGUAUGAGAUUCGCCCAGCUGGAGGCCAAAUUAACGCUAGCAAGAAUAUUGCUGAAUUACAGACUUGAGUCCUGUAAGGAGACUCCUAACCCUCUCAGAUUUGAAGUCCCUACUGUGGCCAUCAACCCAGCCGACCCUGUGUUAAUCAAAGCAACACCGAGGAAUUAAACCAUUGGUUCUCAUUUUUUAAAAGUUUUAUCACAAUGUAAAGUCUGACAGGUUAUUUUUUCAAAUUUAUAUCCAAUUUAAAAUCUGACAUUCAGACUACCCCAAUGUAAAAUUUUAUUCAUUAUCAUCAGUAAUUUUUCAGUAAAGUUUAUUAUGCAAAAACAUAAGUUUACAUAGUUGAUCUAAGAACACCAACACAAAAUUUUAUUCCUUGUUAUUCCAAUACCUUAUUAUGCAACGCUCAAUAUCAAGUUAUGAACAAAGCAUACUCCUUAAUUUCAUUUAAUUGUUUUAAUAUAAAAAACACCAGAUUGCAAAUGUACUUGUAGUUUUAUUCUUUCACUGAUAAUACAUCAGUCAGAUUAUAUUUUUUUACCACUUGUUUGAGAAUUACUACGUUAGACCCUUACUGUUGAAGAAAGAUUAAAAACUAUUUUUUUUAACUUGAUCUAUUCUCUCCAUUAUUGAAAGCAUAAGAUAAAUGCAAAAUUAUAUAGUAGAGUAAUGUUUAAAGAUGAAAAUAGGUAAAUGAAAGAUUUUGUGGGUAACGGAUGUAGCCUACAUACGUGUGUGUGUGUGUGUGUGUGUGUGCGUGUGUGUGUGUGUGUGUGUGUGUGUGUGUGUGUGUGUGUGUGUGUGUGUGUGUGUGUGUGUGUGUGUGUGUGUGUGUGUGUGUGUGUGUGUGUGUGUGUGUGUGUGUGUGUGUGUGUGUGUGUGUGAAUUUGAUAAUAGACAGUCACUAAUCAAUGUCUUGCUUUAUAUACAAACUAAAUACAUGAGUAAGAAAUGAGUAAAUAUACCAUAGUGAAAAUAGCAGUCAUACUUAAUUGUAUAUUAUGCUUACCAAUAAGCCAUGGCAGGAGCAGCAUUCCCUACAUAUGUAAAAUAAUUACAGUGCAUUUUUUUUUUAGAACUGUACUAUGUUAUGAAAUAGAUGUAUAUAACCUAAA